Sphenostylis stenocarpa is the source of this 204-nucleotide messenger RNA. Lineage: Eukaryota; Viridiplantae; Streptophyta; Magnoliopsida; Fabales; Fabaceae. The record is from the annotation of a GenBank genome assembly.
AUGGGGGAAGCUGCAAAACAGUGGCAGAUGUAUGUAGCAAGAAAAACAGGGAUUCAUGUCUUUUCAUCCGUACCUAGCCAUAACAAUGAUGAAGGUGAGGUGGAGUUUGGUCCUUGUGAAGUUCAUAAUUACGUUUUUGUCUCCUCCUACCAAAACUUUUUUGUACGCAUCGCUGAAAAGGCAAACAGAGGAGAAAAAGUUUGA